This is a messenger RNA of Budorcas taxicolor (takin), 1327 nucleotides long. It is a transcript of the gene ABRAXAS1, whose product is annotated as abraxas 1, BRCA1 A complex subunit. The record is from RefSeq and is a predicted model, not a curated record. Gene Ontology annotation, molecular function: microtubule binding; polyubiquitin modification-dependent protein binding. Gene Ontology annotation, cellular component: nucleus. Gene Ontology annotation, biological process: attachment of spindle microtubules to kinetochore; mitotic spindle assembly; protein K63-linked deubiquitination. The coding region runs from base 1 to 1227 and encodes 408 amino acids. Lineage: Eukaryota; Metazoa; Chordata; Mammalia; Artiodactyla; Bovidae. The transcript is spliced from 9 exons.
AUGGAGGGCGAGAGCACGUCGGCGGUGCUGUCUGGAUUUGUGCUCGGCGCGCUCGCCUUCCAGCACCUCAACACCGACUCGGACACGGAAGGUUUUCUCCUUGGGGAAGUGAAAGGUGAAGCCAAGAACAGCAUCACUGAUUCCCAGAUGGAUGAUGUUGAAGUUAUUUAUACAAUUGACAUUCAGAAAUACAUUUCAUGCUAUCAGCUUUUUAGCUUUUAUAAUUCUUCUGGUGAAGUAAAUGAGCAGGCGCUGAAGAAAAUAUUAUCAAAUGUCAAGAAGGAUGUGGUUGGUUGGUACAAAUUGCGACGUCAUUCAGACCAGAUCAUGACAUUUAGAGAGAGACUGCUUCACAGAAACUUACAGCAGCAUCUUUCAAGCCAGGAACUUGUUUUUCUGUUAUUAACACCAAGUAUAAUAACAGAAAGCUGCUCUACUCAUCGACUGGAGCACGCCUUAUAUAAGCCUCAGAAAGGACUUUUUCAUAGGAUACCUUUAGUGGUGGCCAAUCUGGGCAUGUCCGAACAGCUGGGUUAUAAAACUACAUCUGGUUCCUGUACGUCUGCUGGUUUCAGUCGAGCAGUAAAAACACACAGCUCUGAAUUUUUUAAAGAAGAUGGAUCUUUAAAGGAGGUGCAGAAGAUAAAUGAAAUGUAUAGUUCUUUACAAGAUGAAUUAAAGAGUAUAUGCGAAAAAGUAGAACACAGUGAGAGAGCUGUAGAAAAACUACUAAAUGAUGUAAACAGAUUAAAAGGAGAAAUUAAAAAAAGAAAACAAGCACAGUUGCAAGCAACACGAGAGAAGAAUGUCCAAAAAGACCCUCAGGAGAACAUUUUGCUUUGUCAAGCUUUACGGACCUUUUUUCCGGAUUGUGAACUUCUCCAUUCAUGUGUUAUCUCCUUGAAAAAUAGGCGCAUUUCUGGAAGUAGCUGUACUACCACCCACCCUCUCAGUGGGGUCCACAAUCUAACCCUAAUGGUGGAAUACACAGACUUUCCUGAAGCGAGUCCAGCUCGUAGUGCCCUGCCGGUGACCAAGCGGAAAGCCUCAGACAUGGAUGAUGGGUGGCAGGUCAAGAAGUCACGGCUGGGAGAGAUACAGAACAGACCCUCUAAAACAUAUAGUAGUAACCAAGAAAAAGCAUUCCCAGUGAGCAGCCCAGAAACUGAUGAAGAGAUGGAGAGAAUGAAGGGUUCUGGUGAAUAUCCACAGUCUCCUACCUUCUGAUGCUUUGGGGCCCAAAGGAGAAUUUUGAUCAGCUGAAGGGGAAAGCCAAAUGUAUUUUUUUUAACUGUGUUCAGCUCUUUGCAGUAACACAUAGGGAAGU